Dracunculus medinensis (Guinea worm) is the source of this 1218-nucleotide messenger RNA. The record is from the annotation of a GenBank genome assembly. Lineage: Eukaryota; Metazoa; Nematoda; Chromadorea; Rhabditida; Dracunculidae.
AUGCCAUUUAAACGACCUCUUGGCGAACGAACAGCUGAUAACCAGAAUCUGCCAAAUUUUAUACGACCAUUACAAGACAAGCGCGUUGUUGUCGGUCAGACGGUCAUACUUGAAUGCCAAGUAGAAGGGCAUCCAGAUCCAAUCAUUAAAUGGUUGAAAGACGGUCAAAAUGUAACACAGUGCCCAGACUAUGAAAUAACUGUUGAUGGUGUAAAACAUCGACUUAUAAUAAAAAAUGUACAGGCGCCGGAUAGUGGAAGAUUUACAGCUCAAGCGAUGAAUGCUGUUGGAACGAAGCAGUCAACAUGCACGUUAAUAGUGGCUCCAGCACCAACGCCUAUUCCUGGCGUGAAAAGUGUUGCCUCACCUGGUCCACCACAAACACCUGUCGGACCAUCAUUACCAAUAUUUCUCAAACAAUUAAAUCACCAACCGUUGAAACCAGGAGCGCAAGUUGUACUCGAAGCUCGAGUUGUUGGUAAUCCAACUCCACAAGUUGAAUGGCUUAAAAACAAAUCUCCAUUAAAAAAUUAUCGAGCGAGGACAGAAUACGAUCCCCAUUCGGGUAUUUGUGCACUAAUUAUUCCACAAAUGUUCGCUGAUGAUAUCGGUGAAUAUACUUGCCGAGCGAUAAAUUCUAAUGGUAUUGGCGAAACCUCAUUACUACCUCGAGACGAAUAUGAAAAGUGGUUACAUGAAGAGCAAUCUUUAAUAACAAAAGAAAGGAAAAAAAAUAUGUUGCAUAGUUUUGGACGUUCUGUACCUACAACACAAAGGCAGUUACAACGAAGGACACCCAAUGGUAGCUCCGAUCCUGACAGUUCACCGUGGGGAAUCAGUGAAAGUGAAACUGAACCUGAACUAGCAGCGAUUGAUUUGCAUAAAAUUUGUACACCUCCUGUAAUUCAAAGCCCAUUACGAGGCUUACGUUUGACAGAAGGCACAGAUGCUAUUCUUCAGUGCACUGUAAUUGGAUAUCCUAAACCACGUAUAACGUGGCUAAAAAAUAGGAUUUUAUUAAAUCCAAAUAUUUCACAACGUAUUUCGAUGAUGUUUAAAGGUUCAACAGCAUUAUUAAAAAUCGCUAUGGUUUCCGUGGAAGAUAGCGGUGAAUAUAUGUUAAUUGCAGAGAAUAAUUUCGGUCAAGUAAGUUUCAUCAAAAAUAAUUUUAAAAAGAAUUAUUUCAUCUACUUUUUUUUUUCAUUUUUCAUAUUUUAA